Lutra lutra (Eurasian river otter) is the source of this 798-nucleotide messenger RNA. RefSeq names its product membrane-spanning 4-domains subfamily A member 12-like. The coding region runs from base 29 to 634 and encodes 201 amino acids. Gene Ontology annotation, cellular component: plasma membrane. The record is from RefSeq and is a predicted model, not a curated record. Gene Ontology annotation, biological process: cell surface receptor signaling pathway. Lineage: Eukaryota; Metazoa; Chordata; Mammalia; Carnivora; Mustelidae. The transcript is spliced from 8 exons.
CUCAACCGAGGAAGUAGCGCCAGUCCAUAUGUCGGAGCUGCGAGACCCUGAAUCAAGGACACGGCUCAUCCAGAUGUUAGAGCUGCAAGAACCUGAACCAAGGUCACCACAUGGGAUAAAACAAACCAAGAAGCCUACACGUCAUAAGACAUCGUCCCACAUUGUGUUGAAAGAAGAAACCAGAAUGUUGGGGGCUGCCCAAGUAAUGAUUGGUCUGAUCCACUGUGCUCUGGGAUAUUUCUGGAUAUACUUAUAUGUCAGAGAAUUUGAUUCAGUUUCAAUAAAUUACCUGCCUUUAUCGUUGAUGUCAGGAUACCCAUUUUGGGCAUUCUUGAUUUUUAUCAUAUCAGGAAUUUUUGCAAUAGAAGCAGAGAAGACACGUUCCCCAAAAUUGUUGAGGUGCACCAUAAGGGCAAAUACCUACAGUUCUACCCUUGCAAUGAUUGGCCUAUUUCUAAUUGGAUUUGAAAUUACAUUCUUUUUAGUGAAACGAGAAAAAAUUGUAUGGAUCCAGCAAAGUGGAAUGAUGCUUUCUGGGUAUUUGUGGCUAUUCUCCUUGUUGGAGCUCUUCCUGGCAAAUAUAGUGAACAGUUGGAUGAACCAAGCAUUUUAUCAUGGCAGUAAUCUCAUAUAAUGUUCAUGAGGCAAGAGAAUGCUUUUAUUACAUGUUGAAGAACAGAACCAUCAUGGCCUCAGCCCAGAACGAAAAUUUUAAUGGUUAAUGAAGGAAGAGCAUCAUCAUUUUGUUCAGGCAACUUUCUAGAAACACAUUUUUGUAAAGUUUGUCCCAAUGUUUCU